Molecule: messenger RNA, 1052 nt
Organism: Sphaeramia orbicularis (orbiculate cardinalfish)
Lineage: Eukaryota; Metazoa; Chordata; Actinopteri; Kurtiformes; Apogonidae
Gene: ccs
Product: copper chaperone for superoxide dismutase
Exons: 8
Coding region: 83-916 (277 amino acids)
Biological process (GO): superoxide metabolic process
Molecular function (GO): copper ion binding
Source: RefSeq, a predicted model, not a curated record
CGUUGGGACGUACAGUCGUUUCGCUUCCGCUUGUAGAAAAGUGGGAAGUUGCUUAUUUAAUUCACUUUUCGUCACGCAAGCGAUGACGUCCCUACAUGAAAUGGACUCGCAAAGAGCUGCUAAGCUGGAGUUUGCGGUGCAGAUGACAUGUGAAAGCUGUGCAGAUAAAGUCAGAGCUGCCUUAGAGGGAAAACCAGGAGUGAAGUCCGUCAGUAUCGAUGUGAGUAAGGAGGAGGUUCUGGUGGAGUCUGCUCUGACCAGUGCAGAGGUCCAGGCACUAAUAGAAAGUACCGGACGCAGAGCUGUGCUGAAGGGGAUUGGAGGAUCUGAACAAGAUCUGGGUGCAGCUGUGGCCAUGCUGGCCGGUGUUGGGUCCAUCCAGGGAGUGGUGCGAUUCCUCCAGCUGUCUGAGGACCGCUGCUUGAUUGACGGGACCAUUGAUGGGUUGGAGCCUGGACCCCAUGGCCUCCAUGUCCACACUCUGGGGGACCUGACGCUGGACUGUCUCAGUUGUGGAGAGCAUUAUAACCCUUUCAAUAGACAACAUGGUGGACCAGGGGACUCAGAACGGCAUGUUGGUGAUCUUGGAAAUGUCCAUGCCGGUCCAGAUGGUAGAGCCUCAUUUAGACUAGAGGACAAUCAACUUAAGGUGUGGGAUGUGAUUGGCAGAUCACUGGUAGUGGAUGCAGGGGAGGACGAUCUGGGUCGAAGCAGUCACCCUCUGUCCAAGCAGACUGGAAACUCUGGAGAAAGACUGGCCUGUGGGAUCAUCGCUCGGUCAGCAGGUCUUUUCCAAAACCCCAAGCAGAUCUGUGCCUGUGAUGGGGUCACACUGUGGGAGGAGAGAGACAGGCCCAUCGCCGGGAAAGGCCGAAGCAAAGCCAACGCUGACGGCACCCCGGCAGCACACCUCUGAACAGAACCACAUCUGUGAGGGUCCCGCCAACGGACUGCACAGGAUAAGAAAAGAAGAAGAGGAUGUUUGUUGACCAAGGAACAGCGCUCAGAUAGAGACAUGGAUGUGUUACCAGACAGCUGGACUAAUGACCAAA